Molecule: messenger RNA, 876 nt
Organism: Linum trigynum
Lineage: Eukaryota; Viridiplantae; Streptophyta; Magnoliopsida; Malpighiales; Linaceae
Source: the annotation of a GenBank genome assembly
AUGAUUGCAAAGAAACUUGUGCGGCAGAUUUAUGAUGAAGAGGAGCCUUCUCAUGCCUUUGAUGGAGCCCCGAAGACAGUCUGGAUUAAUAAGGUUGUGCGCGAGGUCUCGAGAGCUCGCGGAGUGGCAUCUGGUACUGUUCCCAGUCAACGAGAGGACAAGCUGGAUCAGGAGCGCCCGAAACUUAACAGGCGACUGGAGCGGGGACAGGCUGGGACAGCAGCUCAGAUUCCCGCUGCCAAUAAUAAAAAUUUCAGGCGAAGCAUCCCCCGUGGCUUCCCCGUCGCGAAAUCGCCGCGACUUCGGGCUGGGAAGGGUAACCUGCGUGAGAUGCAGUCCCAAUCGAAUCGACAUGUGAGGGGGGAUGCUGGCCGAGCUCGUGCGGCUGAACCCUGCAACGGGAAGAAGAACCGAGCGGGGAUGAUGCAGGGUGAGACUCACUCUCGGGUGGUGAAGGAGGGGGUGGCUGACUCUUGGAGGAGAAGGCUGAUCCUCGAGGAGGAUUUUGAUGAUGAUUUCGUUUUUAAAAAUAUGGCUGGGCAAAAAAAGAAGAACGUAGCCGUGGUGGAGAGUAAUGUGAACGUGAGCCCCCCCCCCCCCCCCCCCCCUCCCAUGCAGUCACGUCCGCCUCCAAAUGUGUUGAUUUCUGGUGAGGCGGUUGCGUCGGAUGCCAUGCAUACUGGGAAGGUGGCGGUUGGGUUUCGACCGACCAAGGAAAAGGCGGUGAAGCCUCAGAAGCGCUUGUCUAAAAGUAAAGAUGUGGAUGCAAAGCGGGUGGCUAAACUAAAGGGACAAUGCGUGGCUCCUUCUCCCCAUGACACCAAGCUGCCAUUUGCCGCUGAUUUUAAUAAUGAGAGGCUCCUUCUCCCCGGAUGA